AUGGAGAAGAAAGUUGAUAAGAAGCAUCUUCUUGCCUACCCUAAGGGAUAUAAGGUUGAUAAUUCCUUAUCUUUGUAUCUUGAAGUCGCUGAUUAUGGAUCAUUGCCAUCUGGAUGGAGAAGAAACGCAAAAUAUAUCCUAAUUGUUGUAAAUCAACGUUCGGAGAAUCUCUCCCGAAAAAGCGAACUACAACACUGGUUUGAUGAGAAAUCUAUCAACUGGGGUAUACCAUCCAUGAUUCCCCUUAAUGAACUUCAUGCCAAAGAUAAAGGAUUUCUAGUAAACGGGGAACUCAAAAUUGUUGCCGAGAUAGAUCUUCUUGAAGUUAUUGGCAAAGUAGAAAUUAAUGGGUUUCACCUUCUACAUUCACAGGUGGAAUUUGUGAAUCGUAUGUUUGAAAAGCACCCAGAGAUUGCAUCUAAAUUCCGUCCAAAUAACCCAAAUCUUAGGACAGGUUACAUGAGUUUGCUACUCAGUCUCAUUGAUACUUUGCGCCAGCCGCCUAAUGAGCUCUCCAUUUAUGACCUGGACGAGGCAUUAGCUGCAUUGGAAUAUUUGAUUGAUGUUGGAUUUAAGUUGGAUUGGUUGAAGAAGAAACUUGAUCAAGUUUUAGAAAUUACGGAGAAAGAGAAAGGUAGUGCGACUCGAAGGCAAGAAAUUGAGAAAGAGUUGAAAGAUUUGAAGCAAAAAUGCUUAGAUCUCGAAGCUCAGCUGGAGAAGGAGAAAGCAUAUGCGUCAACUGCUAUAGCUCCUAUCUCAUUCGAUGAUGUUAUAUAA
This is a messenger RNA of Arabis nemorensis, 777 nucleotides long. NCBI's taxonomy places the organism in Eukaryota, Viridiplantae, Streptophyta, Magnoliopsida, Brassicales, Brassicaceae. The record is from the annotation of a GenBank genome assembly.